Salvia miltiorrhiza (redroot sage) is the source of this 1118-nucleotide messenger RNA. RefSeq lists its product as uncharacterized. Bases 142 to 1062 code for a protein of 306 amino acids. NCBI's taxonomy places the organism in Eukaryota, Viridiplantae, Streptophyta, Magnoliopsida, Lamiales, Lamiaceae. The record is from RefSeq and is a predicted model, not a curated record. The transcript is spliced from 3 exons.
AUUGGGUCAUGUCUUAACAAACUCAUAGAUGUUAUAAUUGCUCGAAAUGCACCCACCAAUAUAGCAUCCACCAUUACUUACACGGGACCGAUUCAUGCAAUUUUAUCGCAAACUAAAUUAAUUAUAAACCACAAAAUAUGCAUGCAACCAAGUAACCAUUUCUCCUGCGGCGGAAGAAAAAGAAAGAUGAUGCACGCGACGUCGGAAUCGGACAUGACGAGCAUCCGGCCGUCGUCGGCGUCUCCGAGGGGCUACUUCGUGCAGAGCCCCUCGCGAGACUCCCACGACGACAUCGACAAGUGCUCCUCUUCCAACGACCGGAGCACCUUGGACUCGCCCACCGCUCCCAGGCACUCCCUCACCUCCUCCUCCUCCACCACCGCCGCCAGCCGCCGCAGGUGGAACAAGCACUACUGCAACGUCGUGCCGGAGGAGGGCGCCGCCGCCUACUAUGAUGAUUACUAUGGGGAGAAGGCCUAUGCCCGGCAGUGCAACUGCUUGAUUCUUGGCAUCACAUUUCUCCUCUCUUUUUCCCUCAUUUGGUUGAUUGUUUUUGGGGUUAGCAGGACUUUCAAAGCUCAAGUCACCAUCAAGAGCUUAAAGAUUGCAAAAUUGGAUGUUGGAGAAGGCUCAGACCACACAGGUGUCCCAACAAAGUUGAUCACACUCAACUGUUCAGCCAAUUUGGUGAUUUACAAUCCUGCUACAUUUUUUGGGAUUGAUGUCACCUCCCACAUUGCUCAUCUCAAAUUCUUAGAUCUCACUGUUGCAACUGGCCAGCUGAAGAAAUAUUACCAGCCGAGAAAGAGCAGGAGGAUGAUGUGGGUGGAGCUGGUGGGGCGAGAGGUUCCUCUAUACGGGGCGGGGGCGGCGCUGGCCGCCUCCGACGAGGAAAAAGGAAUUCCCUUCAAACUCGAGUUCAGAAUUGAGUCGAGAGGGUGCCAUCUUGGCAAGUUGGUGAAGACUCUGCACACAGUUCAUUUUACAUGUUUCCCACUUAUCAGUUCUAAGCUCCUCACCAAACAGAUCUUAUUUCCCCACAACUCUUGCAAAUACUUGUAACCACUUUCACUAUCUUUACUAUUAUUAUUAUUAUUAGAACAAAACAUUUUGUCGAA